CGUGUAUGUCUUAGCACACAUUUGCUUCAAUAGGUGUGUUAUGGCAAAGAGGGAAGUAAUUUCCUCUGUAGGCGCCGUUGUUUUUAUUACAUUGUACUGAGGCAGCAGCCAAUUGCUAGCUGCCCCAGAAUACCUCUAGCAGCAACUGACUCGGCAAUGAUAUCAUCGUUCUCAAGUCAAACUGCAGUGCACAUGAUGUCCCGCAUGCCUGGCUAUGAAGGUAUGCCACAAAAUGAAAGUGGCAUGCCUGGCACUUAUUCGAUAUCCGAUCAACAUCCACCAAACCAACAAUCUUCAGCCGGGGCUGUCCAUCUCUCUAGACCCAACACUCAUCUCAUAGUUCAAACUGGGAAUACACGUCAAGCUUACAAUCUAGGCAACACAGGUCGCUCAAGCCUUCCUCACCUAUCCACAACUCAACAUCUUGCUGGUCACAUGACAAGAAAUCUUGUAAAUCAAAUACCUGUAUCUAGUAUUGAAGCAAAGCAUAUACAAGAUGGGCUUGCUUUAACUGAUCAUGUAUCUUCGGCAUCACCACAGAAGAUUAAUGGACCAAAUCAAGCAGGUACAGUGACAUAUGCAACUCCCCAAGGUACUAUACUUCCUCCACCAAUGUGCCGUCUACCUGGACCCAGACCACCACAGCAAAACAAUCACAACACAAUUCGGCGAAACCAAUCACAUCCAGAAAUAUUGGAAGGAAGACAAGUCACUCCACCUGCUCAGACCAGUCGCUCACGACCGUCCUCUUCUCUUGGCGUUACCGGCUCGGCUGAGAAAAGGAGAAAAAAGAGAAUUUCAGACACUUUAUCUAAUCCAACUAUUUCCACAGCUUCUCGUUGGACUCACUUGGAAAGGUGUCGUGGACUGGCGGUUUUGGCUAAACGAGGGGACACUUAUAAACAAGCAAAGUUUGUUAAAGUCAGGUUGGAUGGUCAGGUUGGAGUAUUGUUUGAUGGUGACAAAGAUAAAGCAAUCAAUUAUUUUAUGGAUCCUGAGAAAACUGAUCACGUUAUUGCUGAUUUUCCAUUGGAUAAAGAACACAAUUUACUUACCAGAAGUAAAGUAAUUUGCAAAGUUCAUCCUGAAUCUUCGGUUUAUAAAACAGCGUAUGUGCAAAACUAUAAUGAAGAAACUGGAAUCUUCACUGUACGUAUGGAAGAUGACGUCAAUGAUUUAUUCGUCCCAAGAGAACGAGUCCGUCAGAUGAUUGCACCAUGGCUUUUUCCUAAUCUACCUUCUCCACCUCCAAGACACGAAGGUGAUUCAGAUUGUGAUUCUGAUUUUCGACCAACAAACACAGACGAUGAAGCAACAGAGACUGCUUCGGAAUCCGACAGCGAAAACAACAACAAUAAUUCCUCGAUGAAUGCUGAUAUAUCAGCAGAAAGUAGACGAAGUGCUUUAGUAAGAUCUCGUAGAAAUCCAAGCGGUGAAGUCAGGCUUCAUAUGACCGGAUCUUCCAUGGACCACAGUUUUGAUGGAAAUCCAUAUCUUGAUCGUUCACGUCAUCAAAGUGGAACAAGUGACAUCAGCAUACCUAGUCCUGAGAUGAUCAGAGGAGGUCGAAGUUCAUCAGCUAGAGCGAUGCUCUCCUCCCCAAGAGGAAGUUCUUUGUCGCGACCAAAUUCUGCUCUCAGUGAGCGAAGUAUCAGUCGUUCGUCAUCUCGUUCUGUUACUCCAGUAACUGCUGGUCAACAAAAAUAUAAGAAAAAUGAAAUUGUCACCAUGUCAACUGGUGUAAGGAAGAAAUUCAAUGGUAAACAAUGGAGAAAAUUAUGCUGUCGAGGAGAUUGCAUGAAGGAAUCACAAAAACGGGGACUCUGUUCAAGACAUCAAUCCAUGCAAUCCAGAACUGUUCCAUCGACUCCUAAUGAUGAAAUAUUGGUUGGACAUCAAAGUAGAACUGCUGACCCUCUUCCUGGUAGAGCAGCAUCUGCCGUUUUACCAUCUGAGUCACCUAUAAGACAUCGCUAUGUCCACAGAGGAUCUAGUUCUUCUAUACAGGGAUUGUAUUCUCCUACUAAGGUUCAGGUUAAGCCACAAUACCACUUAUCACCACCUGCCGCAUCUCCUGCUCCUAUAUCUUCAAAAUUUCGUAAACGAUACGUCACAGUGACUGAUGAGCACGAAGCUGCCAGAAGUCUCGUUAAACUAGCUUGCAGCCCUAUUGAUUCGAAAGUACAUGCUGGACCGAGCCCUCGAAAAUCCAAUGAAUUUGUGACGACGCCAAGCCCAUUGACUGUUCGUAAUGGUAGCCAGUCGAAUCUAUUUGCACCCAUACCCCAAUCUCUGACAAGUACACCUUUCAGAGACAGCUUGGCAGUACCUGCGGGAGGCCAGGGUCCCAUUGGCACUGUUCUUCUCACCAACACAACGCCUACCAAGCAAUGGGCACAUGGAAAACGGCAUGAAGCUGUAGAAAUGGUAUCGCCACAACUGCCGAUAAGACAUGGUAGUCAUAUCGCACCUUCGUUUGGACAAAGUUUGUUCAGUUGUAAAUCUCCAAGCAAAUCAAGACAUGGGGUUUUGCUGCAACCUAGUUUGCAACAUGGAAGGUACUCAAUUGCUUUAACCCAUGCAACUAACAAACCUGAUGGCACUCCUAUAAAUGAUGGAGCUGACUCAGGAGUGGAAAGUAUAGGUCACACUCCGACUCCUACAACCCCUGGCAUUAACUCAAGACCUCACAGUCCUAAUGUUUUUGUCAGUCCAUCAUCCAGUGGAAUACAACCUGGUGUAGCUCAAGCUGUUGCUGGCCAUUACAGUCACCAUUAUUCACGGAACGAGGGUUAUGUGAUUUCACCUCCAACGAUAAUAUCUAAUCCUUUGAGAAAUCAAAGGUUUUUUCCUCAUGACCAAGGUCAGGAUGGUGGAACAGAAAGACAAUCUCAUUCCGGGGCAGAUGCAUCUGUGAUAAAGCAACCCGUAGGAAAAUACAUUCGGGCGCCUAAUUCUUCAAGGCUUAACUACAUGCCAGCGAAUAAUCAAGACCACAGAAGUGGUAUAAUAGCACCUACCCCUCAGCAUGCGGCCACAUCUUCCAGUGGCAGGGUCCCACAGCAUCCUCCUUUACCCAUCGGGGCAUCACUACCAUCUUCUGUCAAAUACGGUAGAGAAGGUCGCUCCGCUUUUCGAGGUGCAGAUGGAAGGAAAAGUGAGGACCGAACUCGACAAGAACAAAGACCUGAUGAGGCCGGUGGUAUUUUAGUUCCAAGAACACGAAGCACUUCAUCGUCAACCACCAUAUCUGCUAAAUCAAAUUCAAGAGGCAGCACGCCUGCUCAUGAUCCAGACUCUAAUGCAAGCUAUGUUGACCAAAAUCAAAUCACUGUGCAACAACAACAUCAACAACAACAUGUUCCUGUACUAACCAUUCCUGAACAAAGACACACUCGAAUUGUACACAAUCAACCAACAAAUAUACCAAGUGUCAGCGCUCAUUCUAGUGCCAUGCCACAUUCAAGGUUGCAAGUGCAACAACAAGCAGUGCUUCAGUACCCUGCUACACAUUUGGUUCAGCAAGGUAAUGCUAUGCUUCGAACCGUUACUCCUGGAUUAUAUCCUUACGUUGGUUCUGGCUAUCACCAACAAAUUUUAACUUCAAACACAGCUCCUGUAGCAGUUGUAACAUCCACAGUAACUUCUGUAAGCUGCUCAUCAGCAGUGGUCUCCAUCGGUGCCAAUCCUGUCGUACCUGAAGGGUUAGUGCCACAGAUUCUGUACCCUGGUAUUUCAGCUCUUGGUGGUCUCCCACCUGGAGCGACGUAUAUCGUUGUUCACCCCAAUCAGUUUGCAAGUAUGCAUCAGACAGCAUCUGUUCUACAACAACAAACUAACCAAUCUUCUCUACCAACACUGCCUCCUCGACAGAUGGAAACAAAACCUUCUGUUCAGCAGCAACCAUCUCAGCAUCAACCAACGUCAAUUUCUCGUCAGUCUCACGAUAUUUCAGCAACGGUUUCUAAUCCUCAUCGAUCACUGGAAUCUUCUGCAUAUCCUGUACCUGACUCAUUGAGACAACAACAUACUUUGCAAAGUACAACUUGCCGAACUUCAGAGGAAACAUUGCCACAAACAGAGGUACCUCAUGCUAUCUCCGAGCAGAGGCCUGUUUACCAAUGGCACCAAUUGUUGCCAUAUUUGGGCCAUUUUCCUUCAGCUGAGACGACAUCUCCUCCACCAAUGAACGGAGUAGCAAAUGACGGACAGACACAAAUGCCUCAAGCAGAAACCGAUGGUACAACGAAUGUUCAAAGCGUAGAAAGAAUACAACAGUCGAACCACACGCAUCAUGAUACUUCAAUGAACCGUGUCGUGGCAAAUUCUGCAAGGAACAGGACUGACUCUCAUGAAGCAUAUCAAACUUUUGAAUAUGUAGUACAAAAUCCAAGACAUAGUACAACAGAAUUUACAAAACACGCCAUCGCAACCUCAAGCGCUCGUUCUAAUUCCGGUGAAUGUGAAGCUGCCGUCAGACGCUCUUAUUCAUCGGAUAUUGAUCAUCGUCAAACAAAAGAUAACUCGUUACACCCACAUGAUGAAGACGAUGUGUUUUUACCUACUGUGAAUCCCCAUGCAUCCCAACAAUACUUUUCAAUGUCGUCUCCUUCGAGUAAUUCCACGGAACAAAUCCAAGUUGCAAGACCUUCAAGUGAGAGUGAACAUUUGCCUCACGUUUCUCCACCUAAGAAACGAUCAUUGUCAACAGGAGUGGCAAAUAAAGAUGAUAAAACAUCAAAAAAGCACAAAGGCACUACUGACAAACAGAUACCCACUUCGUGUGCCAGUUUACUUGGCGAGGAUCACAUCAGGAGACCAAUGAAUGCUUUCAUGAUAUUCAGCAAACGUCAUCGUGCACUUGUUCAUCAAUAUCAUCCCAAUCAAGACAACAGAACUGUUAGUAAAAUACUUGGUGAAUGGUGGUACGCUCUACAACCAUCAGAAAAGAGAGAAUAUCAUGAUUUAGCUUUUCAGGUAAAAGAAGCACAUUUCAAAGCACACCCUGAUUUCAAAUGGUGUAACAAAGAUCGCAGAAAAUCAGGAAGCACAUCACGAUCUCGUCGGACAUCAGAAUCAUCAGUGGGCUCUGCAGAUUCGAGUUUGUCUCGACCACAUAAUCCUUCCACAUCGUCUCACCACCCUGGCGUUUCUGGUUCUGGUGUUACGUCAGGUAGUGCCACCCCUUUUUCUCCUAUGUCACCAAAUGCUUCUGGGCACUUUCAAAAUCAAAUGUUGUCACCUGGCACAGGAAUUAUGCCGUCUGUUCCCCAUGUUGCACCACUAGCGGGGGUAGCAGGUCAGCGUCAAAGUAUAGUCCUGUCAGAAGUCACUACCUCAUCUGUUGUUGCGAGUUUGCAGAAUCCCAAUCAAAGCAGUCAGCAACCAACCACGACGACUCUUCCUCAUCAAUUCUUAAAACCGGCAGCGGAAUCGAUAAGCAGCAGAUCCAGAACUCCAUCUUUGGAAAUCGACCUCAAAUGUAGAGAAAAGGUUGUUACUGAUUCUGACAUUGAUAUUUCUGAUGAUGAACCGGAUGGUAGAAGAAAGCAUCAACAACAUUAUCCUAUUUUGCACAAUACUUCAUCUGUAUCUCGAGCUCAAACUUCCUCAUCCACCGAUACAAAGUGUAAGAGGCCCAAACCCAUCAAACCAAUGGCAGGUUCCAGUGGUUCUGCCAGUCCACUUAUUGGAUCAGGUCCUACUGCAGGAAAAAGCUCAAGUCCUUUUCAACCCACCGGUAAAGUUUUCAAGACGCUAUCACCUAGGCCUGGACAUGCUCCUCUUCCGAAUACCACUGGCAAUAUGAAAAGUGUUGCAUCUGCCCAGAUGUCCAAUGUACAGGCUUUGAGCAGUUCAGAACUUCCUGGAGUCGGUCAGUCUAUCAGUCUCUCUCAAGGACAUGUCCAAUUUGCCGUAGCACAACAGAGUCGAUCAUACCAGCCUACCAUGAUUAUAGGACCGGGCGGUGUACAAUAUUUGGCUUACUCUGCUCCGCAAGCACAAAACUCUACAUCCUCAAGUUCCAAUGUCCCUGGCGCUGGCGGAAAUAUAGUCAUUGUACCGUUACAAAACGGCCAGAUUUCUAGUUUAAACCAUCCGGUUCCUCCACAGAAAUUGCCGACUACAUUUCCAAAUCAAAUUCAAGUGACAACCAGAAAUACAAGUAUCGUAAGCUUUUCCGAAAAUGCCAGAAUUUCAAGCUUCAUGUCCCAUAUAACCACAACAGCUGCAGCAGUCAGUAUUACUAUGGCUUCAUCUACAAUCAACACUGCUAUUUCACAGGUAUCAAUAAAGACUACGACUGUCCCGCCAAGUUACGUGACAGUAAUGUCCUCCGUUGCAAACGCCACAUCUGCACUGAAUGCCUAUGCCACAUUGCCAGGGACCAGGCCGACACUGCCACCACACGCGACUCAUAAUUAUGAUACAAGAACACCUAUGUCAUUUCCAAUUGGAGUCCCUCCAUCCGUGCCACAAAUGUUUCCUCCUGUUAUGACAACUGAAAUUCAAAGGGCUCGACUUUCACAUCCAAUUGCUUCAGCAUCGGCACAGUUUGGGAAUCACCCAGUUAUACCAAGUUCUCAUUCAGCUAAUAUUGAAAGAAGAAAAAGUCUUGGGUUUCCUUCAUCUGGUGAGGAUAAGGUAUCUUUGCCUUCUACUGGUACCAGAGCACCAGUUAUCGGAUACAGUCCUGCUAUGGCGAGUCAACCUAUACAUCGACGCGGACAUUCUAUACCUACAACAAUGCCAUUAUUAACAUCGGCAACACACUCUAUUUACCCCGUUGCCAUACCACCAACUGUGUCACAUUAUCGUAGCACUUCUGUCCCCAGCCAACACGAAGGACAAGUACAGAGACCAGAGCCUGCUCCAAUGAUCAAACCUACUUCUGCCAUGUAUUUUGUAACUGUGCCCUCUCGCCUUGCACCGAGACUUACAGACGGCCCGUCACCAACUUUGACGGCGCAAAGUCGUAUUAUGCCAGGACACGAUAAUUUUGCUAUGUCAGUUCCUCAUAAUGCUGCAGGACCAACAAUUCAAGAUUCAAAUGUCUCGCAUGGAAGUAAUGUCAUGACGAUUCCUCACAACUUAGCUAUUAAUGGUAGCUUGGCUGGAGCGUUGCCGUUUCAUCCUGCCCAUCCACAGUCAUUUGUCAUUGCAACUAAUGUCUCAACUACACAACCAAGUGCUACUUUGCUGGACAGACAUAGGAUCAAUGUGGCUGCACCAUUGAAAGUUCGUGCCUCUGUAGCCAAUGUACCUAUUGUAACGUCCGAGUCAUAUGCUGGAGGAACAAGUCAUUUUGUUGUCAGAGAUGCCUUCUCUUCGGUGAACACCACAAAUUCAUUGCAAAAUGUCAUGUCAUCGAUUGAAAAACCAACAGCUGAUUCAACAGAGAUGAAAAAUGUGGUAGAACCGAAUCGAUCUGUGCCUUAUUCUGCGGUGAGAACUAGCAGACUCAGUCAGGAUUCUAAUGCUUCUUCAUCGAGUACAACAUCAUCAGUGUUAAAAUUAGAUCCUGUACCAUCUAAAUUUUUAUCGAGAAGAAAGAAAAGUCUGCUUUAUUCUUCAUCCGAAGGAGAAUACCAAGAAGAAAAUGAAAGAUUGGAAAAAGAGUUUGAAAUAUCUGAAGAAGAUGCUCAGGCAAAUACAACUGACGUCAUUGAGGCACCAUUUUACAACAAAAUAUCUUCUGUCAAAAUAUUACAAAAGAAGGCCGACAUGAAAGAUCAGGAUAGAGAUAGAGACAGGAUACUAUGUCAAGUCAAUUUUAAAGAACAAUUCAGUCAACUUCCGCAAUUUAAACCUGAGUUAGUACCAACACCUGGAACACCGAAAGAACUUCCAACAACUCCUGAUGUUUUGUUGCAAAGUUAUAGAAAGAAGAGAAAGCUUUCUACAGAAUCUCCAAACACUCCAACUUCUCCUCAUUUAAAACGAAGACCAAGAAAAAAAAUCCACAAUAUUGGUUGUGAAACACCUCACUCAGCUAAUUCACUACCAAGUUCUGCAACAAAUACUCCUGCGUCAACUUCUGGAGGCGAUAUAUUUACAUUCGAACAUGGAGAGUCAAUCCUAAGAAAAGAUGAUUCUGAUACAUCUGAACCUCCUGAUUCAAGAGGAAGUUCAUUGAGGAAGAUUCUUGAUCUCAGAAGAUCUCUUGUGAUGAAAUUAUUCGAAGAGCAUGGAUUUUUUCCUAAAAAUCAAAUUACGGCAGAAUUUCAAGCCAAUCACUCUGAUGUGUUUCCAACCAAAAAUUGUCUUCAGCUGAAGAUAAGAGAGGUUCGUCAGAAAAUAUAUCAAUGUCAACAAGAUGAAGAACCAGCUACAAAGCAAACUUCUUCUACGACUUCGAAUCUAGUACAAUCCAAAAUAUCUUAAAAACCUUCCAGAUUAUUGUCCGAGGGACAACAAAUAGACUUGGCUAAAGGGUGAGCAAUAAAGCCAAAUGCUCAAAUAUUACAAAGAAAAACCAAAAUAACUCAAUAAAAUCAUUUUGGGUUAUUUAUCAUGAGGUUACAUAUUGGUUAUUGCCGACCGAGUAUGACCCGAUUAUGGCAAAAACUUUAUGGGUUAUAACUGCCAGAUUCAGAACUGAUUAAACCAUUGACUGAUUAUGAAUCCGAAGCACAAAAUUUCUCGAAUGAAUGAAGCAUUUCGUCGAAAAGGAAAUUUGCUUGUCAUUUAUAAAUUUCAUGUUGGAGAUUUAAUAAUGUGAAUGACUGACUAUUCAUUUUUGUACAUACUUCUGAAUUGAAUAUUCUUAUUUUUCCUGUACUGUAGUCGACGUGUUUUUAUUUUGAAGGUGGCCAAAUUGUUGGAAAAGGUGGAAUGCAUAUUCGUUUGUCUCUGUUUUUAACAAAUCAGUGCCUAUUGAAAAGCGUACAUUUUUGAACUUGAAGAAUAAAGCCAGUUUGAGGUCUCUGUAUGCAUUUGAAGGUUUUUUACUUUUUGUUUUCGUGUCGGUUUAAUAUGUUUUCUUGCAUUUCAUCGUGAAUUUUGAGUUGUUGUAACGAUAGUUGUUCUUGUAUUCAGCAUUUCACUAUCUUCUUCUUUCUUGUGCGAUUUAGCAUAUUACAAAUGCUUUUACAUUGUUAACAACAACACAAAUUGCUAAGUUCCAUUUUAUUUUUAUGCUAUUAUCAUUUUAACGAAGCGCGAGGUAGUGUAUGUAUACACGGUGUCCUAUUUGUUCUAAUUUAGCUUCAUUUUUUGUUACCACUACCAUUAGCGUUCCGCUAUUUUUCUUUGUUUGCUUGACUCCGUUUUUUUUUCUUGUAUUGUACAUAUUUGUACUUUUAUUAUUAUUCUAUUAUGUUUGUAAAUAAUAUUGCCAUGUUUUUAUGUGCCUGUGACCAAACAAGGGACAGUAUUAUUAUAAAAUUAUGGCACAGUUGCUCAAGCGACGUGACAUACGCUUUUAAAAAUAUAAUGCACAUUUUUGUGACAAUUCGUUCGCUUAUUUUGUCACCCAAUUUACUACGCUUGUCACAUUUUCUUGUUAUGUUUUCGUCGAAAUGCUUGGCAGUUGGGUGUCUAUAAAAUAACUAUUGCAGAAUGAAAUUAGCUUGUUUAAUCAAAACUAUAUAUUUCAAUUGAUAAUGACUUAAAGAUUAAUUAUUCUACUUGAUUGAACGCAACUAUAUUUUCCUAUAAAUAAUAUAAAAUUAAAUCUACUAUUUCGGAAAUGUUGUCGAUGGUUUUGAACUAGUUACCAUACCAAUUAUCUUCUUCAUAGACAUGAAUUGGUAGAUAAUAUUUGGUCGAGUCUUUUUGUUCAAUUUGUAUUACUAAUUGCAAUUUAUAGAAAUAUUCGAAAAUUUCAUUUAAUAACAAAUUUCAGCUAUCAUGCGUGUGUUGAGUUGUCUUUCAAAAGUGAGUUUAGUGGCAAUAUGAUAAUUCUUGUCAUAGAUUUUUAAACUGCCUUCAUGAAACUUUAUGUAAAAACGAUUUUAUUUUACCCAUUCAAAUUGUUGAAAUCGAGCAUGGACAGGGGUACUUUGCAGUGGUUUCCAGUUCCUAACCUUACUCGGCCUAAUAUAAAUGUUUUCGAUUUAACAGGGUGUGUAUUUUUGUACAUAGCAUUCUCUCUUCCAUUGUUUUUUCUUUGUAUCUUCAUCUUUAAUUAGAAAUUUUUCACUCAAGCACUGCCAAGCAUGGACUGAGUCAAAAUACUAUUCUUGACAAUGCUCGGUCAAGUGUGAAUUUCUAUUAAAUAUUCGUUUUUUGUUCAUUUGAUGAAAUUUUUAGCGGUUUAUUAUUAAAAAAAUAUUAGAUGAUUUUGUAAUUAUCCUGAUCUUAUGAUUUUAAUACACAAAUGCUCUUCAAGUUCCGUCAAAUAUAAAACUUGUAAUCGGUAAUAUUAUCUGAUCUUAUCUCAAGUUUUAUAUUCAUACUAUAUUGAAAAAAUUUUAGAUUAUUGAAAAAUUUUUAGAUAAAUGUUGCACUGUCUUUUAUGUAGAGAAUUAUUUUGGCGAUUUAGUAGCUCACAUGAGUUAUUAUAUUAUAAAUGGACAGUUAUAUGAAUUAUAUGGCCACAGUAGAACCAAAAUAUCUCAUGUCACAUUUUUAGUUUUUAGAAAAAUAGCAUUUUAUCAAUAGUUUGGUUCUAACAGCUAUACUGAAAAAUUGGCAUAAAGGGGUACUACCGUAGUAUAUGUACUAGGGCAAAUUAGGGUCAGGCCAUAAUUUUAUCAUGAUUUUUCUUAAGCUUUCCAGUUGAACCGAGAGUUCGCGGACUGUCCUUUAUACAACUUGAUGUGAAGUAGGCGAACAAAAUUAGUUACCUCCAUAUAGGUACAUACACCUCUGGGGCGCCCAUAAAAGACUACUUAGAAUCAAAACUAAAACGAAUACAGCUUCGAAAACCCAGACUCAGGAGAUGGUCCCGGGUCCAUAAUGACAGAUAGAUAUAAAAGUCCAUUUCAGAAUAAUGUGAUAUGAGCUACUUUCGUUUUACUGCGGCUAUAUUCUU
This is a messenger RNA of Styela clava, 10978 nucleotides long. RefSeq lists its product as uncharacterized. Gene Ontology annotation, biological process: regulation of transcription by RNA polymerase II. The record is from RefSeq and is a predicted model, not a curated record. Gene Ontology annotation, cellular component: nucleus. Gene Ontology annotation, molecular function: RNA polymerase II transcription regulatory region sequence-specific DNA binding; DNA-binding transcription factor activity, RNA polymerase II-specific. NCBI's taxonomy places the organism in Eukaryota, Metazoa, Chordata, Ascidiacea, Stolidobranchia, Styelidae.